CCAUAAAUGAGAGAGAAUUCUCUGUCUUUGGCCAUUGAAAUCACAGAAAGAAACUAAAGAAAUGUCAAAACCAUUGGAGAGAUACCAAAAACUUGCGCUGAAAGAAUCUUUAGGAUCAAUUCACAGAUACCCUUUAGUCUGCAAAGAGCUCAGCUUAAUUCUCAGAGGCGCUUACAGAAAAGUGCCCAAGAAUCUCCAGUCUCUUAUCUUCCAAGAUACCGUCUCCGCCUUUCGUCUCCUUCCUGAAAUGAAGACGCGCAGUGCUGUCUCAGCAGCUCAUCUCCUCCUCCAGAGCGUUGAGGCCACUUUGCCGAAGCAAAAGAAGAACUUGGCUGUUACAGAAUAUAAGAAUGCAAUGAUUGCUCACAAGAGGCGCGCUAAAGCUCGCCAAGAAGAGAAUGUUGCCCAUCUGCCACAAGAUGUUCUUGUACAUGUAUUCAGUUUCCUGGAUUUUCAAUCUUUAGUCUCUGUUGGGCAAGUCUGCUGGCCAUGGAAUUUUGCAGCAAGUGAUAACCGGCUGUGGCAGAGGCAAUACGCUACGUUCUUUAGGGACUCUUACAAUGACUUGAAUAUCAAGGAACAGCAUACCAGUAGACAGGUUGAAGCUGAUAGUUAUACGCUGUUUUGGAGAAAAGCCUUCAAAAGAGCAUAUAAAGGGAAUAAUUCAUCAAAGAAAUUAAAAUCCAGUAGGGGAUACUGUAGAUACUGCAAGACAAUUGUUUGGCUCGAUAACAUGAAAUGUUUCAAUGACCAUAUUGGACUAAAUCCUGAAAUGCAGAAAAUUGACCCUGUAUCACCUAGUCAGGUCGUUGACUAUCUGUUGGAAGAUUCUAUAUCAGUCAAAUCUUCUUCAGAGAGUGAUAGCGACAGUGAUUCAGAAGCAGGGUCCUUUUCUAGGUUAUGGGCCUAUCGAAGACCCUUGACCAGUACUGAAGGGGAAAUUGAAAUGUAAAGGGUAGCUUUUGGUCUUGAUUUCGAUUGAUUUUUAAAGGGAUGAUGAGGAAUUAAGGAGGACUGCAUGAAGCAGCAGGUCAUUGAGACUAUUGUCUCGGCAGAAAUGGUACAAGGUUAGAAUUCCAAGCCUUUGAGUUGUGAUUGUGUUUCUGUUGGGAUAUUGAGAUUAAUUAAAUCUGUAAUUUUGUGGUGGAGAUGAAUAUAUGGAAUUGAUGUAUAAAAGCAUUAGAUUGAUUGAAUUUGGGAUGUCUAUGAAUUUUAUUAAUACGGAAUUGAAAUGCUUCAGCAAUUUGUUUCGGGUUUACAGUAGUUGAACUAAAAUUUGCAGUCUUUCUUUAUGUUUAAAUAUAUGCAAAGGGAACUGACAGAAAAGAAGAUGGGUAUUCCUUAUCCAGUAGCGAUCAAGCAGUUUCAAUUGACAAUGGAGGAAGGUAGAGUUUGAACAACCCAUUUCAAAUAUGUAAAUGGAUCAUCCUUUCGUUUGAUCUGAAAUUUGAUCUCUGUUUUUUGUUCGUCUUUUUUGGCUUUUUAACUUUACGGUUGAUGAGCUGCUGAAGAGCACAUUUGAGGUUAGACCCUAUUUCUCUUUCAAGUUUGCUCGAUCUGGGCUCUUAAAGUUUUGAACUUUUGUGAUAUGCAGCACCAGAUAAUGAAACCCUAUACUCAUUACUGUUUAAGCAUUUAGCUUUGCUUUUCUUUUGGAAAUUACUUACUGCCGAAUCUUAAAUCAGUUUUAUGUACUUGAUCUGGGUCUCUGCUGUAUUGCAUUUUGGGCUUUUCCUCAUAUUUUGGGUUUGUUAGAUUGAUUAGCAUGAAGUUCAUCUUCUAUUUUUCGAAGAGACUUGCUGUAUUUAUUAACUAGUACUCGAUCAAUUUUCUGGCACUCUUCCUUCUCAGCUUGGUUAUCUGGUCAACUUGCGGACCUUGCUUUGUAGGAAGUGCAAUGAAACAUUCAGAAGACUGGAGGGGAAAGAUCGGAAAUGCUUAAGCUUCAAUCAAAUGUUGUACGAGCACUUAAAUGCAGCUCAAGACGUAAUUUGUACUUUCUGAAUUUAUAUGAAACUAUCAAAACGUUUUCCAGAAAGUGUAGAGUCAAAUGACAUUAACUUUGAAGCAUGGAUGGUGAAAUGAAAGGCAUAGCCUAUUACAACAGCAAACAUGGUAAUCAGACUACAGUUAAAAACUGUAGUUUGAUUCAUUUGUUGGCCUAGUGCGGUCACGUUUCCAAAUUUGUGGACUCUAAACAAAACCCCAAACUCCAAAUUUCUGUUAUGUUUAAGCUGUAUUAUUGUUGUUCUACUCUGAUUGUAAAGAAUUGCUCUUGGGCUUCACA
Rosa rugosa (rugosa rose) is the source of this 2287-nucleotide messenger RNA. Its product is annotated as F-box protein At5g52880. The transcript is spliced from 8 exons. The record is from RefSeq and is a predicted model, not a curated record. The coding region runs from base 62 to 952 and encodes 296 amino acids. NCBI's taxonomy places the organism in Eukaryota, Viridiplantae, Streptophyta, Magnoliopsida, Rosales, Rosaceae. Gene Ontology annotation, molecular function: protein binding.